UGUGCGCCAUGCUGGAAAGCAAACCCCAAAAAACCGCUGCCUUACUGGCUCGAGGGGGUUUUGGUUGGUGGCCGGUCGGUCCUACCGGAGGACGCUGCAUGACCAGCAGCAUGAAUAUUCCUCUGGCAUCGUCCGGGGCCUUGGAGCCUUCACCCGACUCCUGCUCCGCCUCGUCGCCCGGGCGCCUGCCCAACCGCGUGAUCACCCAGAGCCCGGCGGUGGGCUUCCGCACCAUGCUGGGCGGCGGAUGCCCGGUGGCCAUCACCAUCGCCCGCAACGCCAAGUCAAUGUGCGACCUGCAGGCCAUGGCCAGCGCACGUGUGCGCUCGCCGCCGCCCCUGACGCACCUCCAGGGGAGCCCGAGAGCCAGCCCUGUGAACCAGAGAGGUCGAGUUGAGAUGGUGAACCUCUCCGCCACGACCGGGCCUGGCAUCUCGACUCCUCAGCAGAUUCCUGCAGGGAGAGGUGCCGUGCCGUCCGAAGCUCGGAUGGUGCUGAAGGCUCCAUUUCAAGCAGGACCUUCGAUGCAGUUGGGAGUUCCCAACCGCGUUCCGCCGCCUUCGGUACGGAGGACCUUUAACACCACGCACACCGCGGUCGUGCCAACGGUGCACCGAUCGAGCAGUGCAGAUCGAAGGUGCUUCGUGCAGCAGCUUCCAUGCGCAGGUGUGAUUGGCAGCCGGCAAGUCUCCGGGACGUCCGAGGGGACGGAGGUGCCCUUGGCCACCGCCCGGACGGCGCGACGGAUGAGCCCCAUUCGCACUGCCUGCAAGGCUUCUGCCGCUGCGCCGGUGCGGCUCCAACCGGCGUCCUUGCUCUCGAAGGUGCCUCUGGUCUCCAGCCUCGCGCUAAAUGGGCGCAGGGAGGAGACGGAUGAGGUGAUCCUCCAGCAAGUCACGAAACUGCAGAACUCCUUGAUGCAGCAGAUCGAAAGCACCAAGCAGCAGAUCCAGAGGCAAACUGCUCAUGGAGCCAAGCAAGUGAAUGGACAUCUGAACCCGCAGGCCGUCGCGGCCCUGUCGCUCCAUGGUGCCCCGGUGGCGCGCCCCGUGGCCGGCACGGUUCCGGCGCUGCCGCGCUCGGCGGCCGCGCCGCCCGCGCGGCCGGUGGCGCCGGGCGCGGGGAGUUUGACGCUGCCGCCGAAGCCGGAGCGGGUGGAGCGGGUGGAGCGGGUGGAGGUGCUGAGCCGGUCCGUGAAGCUGACACUGCCAGUGAAGGAGGAGAUGGAGGGAUCACAGGGGGCUCAGAAUGGCGCCCUGGCCGCGGUCCAUGCCGCGCUGCGCCGCGCCGCGGUCGACGCCGCGCCGCACCCGCUGGCGGCGCCCACGCGGGCCAUCAGCGCCGCGGCGCGGGCCUCGUGCUGGACGGUGGCGCUGGGCCUCGUGGAGCUGCUGCGUGCCGUGCACCUGCGCGCCGAUGCCUAUGUCUUCGGUGCCGCGUUGAGUGCCACCGAACGGGCGGCGCAGUGGUCUUGGGCGGUGAGCCUGCUGGCGGGUCUGGGUGAAAUCAAUGAAGUGUUGCUGAACUCUGCGGUCAGCGCCUGUGAGAAGGGCGGCCGCUGGGCAGCUUGCCUCCGCCUGCUGCGUGGCGCACGCGAGCUGCGCAGCGUGGGCGGCACGGUGGUGGGGCAGAGCGCGGCGAUGGCGGCUGUGGCACCAAGGGAGGCUGAGUGGCCACGAGCCUUCUUGAUCUUGGAGCAGCUGUUUGGUGAGUCCUUGAGGCCCGAUGUCAUCGCUUUCAACAGUGCAUUCAGAGCUUGCGCCUUUGCGGAUGCUGCGCACGUGCAGAGAUUGUUGCGCUUGAUGCGGCAGAAUGCGGCGGAGCCCGAUGUGGUCACUUCCAACACAUUGAUCAGCUCCUACAGCCGACAGCUGGCUUGGGAGGAGAGUCUCGCGGGUGUGGUGCAGGGCAGGGGGAACUACCCUGUGUUCUCCUCGAUCGCGUGCAAUGCUGCCUUGAGCUCUUUGGGUUUUGAAAGCAAUUGGCCCACGAGCUUGGCGCUCCUGGAGGAUGUGCAGAUGAAAGGUAAAGCGGAUGUGGUAAGCUUUGGUGCGGCGAUGACUGCCUUGGCCCGUGCGAGCCAAAGCAGAUUGUCACUGAAGCUUCUGGACAGCCUGGAUGAUGAUCUCACCAAUGAGCAGAUCUACAGCGCUGCCAUUUCUUCAUGUGAAGGCGAGAGUUGUUGGAAGAGUGUGGACUUGCUCAAGCAGGCUCGCCAUCGACAGGUAAGGCUGGAUGUCACUGUAUAUGGUGCCGCCUGCAACGUUUGUGAGAAGGGGAACUUUUGGGAAUCGGCCAUGGCCCUGCUGCCGGGGGCCCGUGCGGCCGACCUUUCUUGCAGCACGGUCUUGGCGAAUGCUGCGGUGUCCUCCUGUGCGAAGAGCCACGUGUGGCCGCAGGCGAUGCAACUCCUUCAAGGAGUUGAUGCUUGGAGUGUGGAACUGGAUUCCACCAGCUACAACUCGGGGCUCUCGUCCUUAGUUCGCACCUGGCCGCUCGCCUUGGAGCUCCUGGCGGCGGCGCGGCGCGUUCCCAGCCACAUCGGCCCGUCGACCGAGACGACCGACAGCUCGGGGCUCAACGCGGCGGCGACGGCGUUGGGCGAGGGCCACCGGUGGCGCUUUGCUGCGCUGCUGUUGGCGCCGGCCUUGGGCAUUGAGACUGAUGGAAUCAGCGUCAAUGUGGCCCUGGAAGCUCUGGCGAAGGCUGCCUCUUGGGAGCGGAGCCUGGUGCUUUCGAGCGCGAUCAGCGGAGUUGACUUGGAGCUUGAUGAGCUGGGCCGUGCUUCCCUGAUCACGGCCUGCACGUGGCGGAGCCAGUGGGCGGCGGCCCUGCGCGGCAUCACGGUCUCGACGGAGGUGACCUCCGUCGAGGCACCGGUGGUCACAGCUCUUCUGGCAGCGCUGGUGGCCCAACGUGCGGGACAUGCGGUGGGGUUGGAGCUCAUGAGACGGUUGCGGGGUCGGGGCGUCCGCGCCGGAGCGGCGGCGGCGAGGAUACAGAGGGCCUGGAAGAAGAGGAAGAGCUCUCGGCCGGAAGUUCGACCGGAGGAGGCCCUGCCACCUCCAGUGAAGCGCCUGGCGCCGCAGCACUGGGCGGCCAGCCGCAUCCAGCGCGCUUGGAAGAUCAGCCGCUGGCGCCGUGUCUUCAUCGUCGACUGCAAGCGAGAUCUAGGUUGGCUGGGCUCGCUGGACUGGCUCCAGCGGCACAACAUGCUCUAUGGGACGGAGCUGGCGGAGACGGAGGAUCUGGAGUGGUGGUACCAUCAGCAAUCGGGCGCGCCCUUGGACUAUGAGGUCGACCCUUGGGGGUGCCGCAAGCUCCGGGAGCACUUGAACAGGAUGUGGUUCGGCGGCGAGGAGCCCCCGCCCGAGCCUCCGGCGCGUCCCGCCCCCGGCCCCGCCGGUCCGGCGCCGCGCGCCGCGGCGACAAACCCGGCCGUGCCCGUGGCGCGCCCGCGCGCGAGCCUGGGCGGGUACAGCGGGGCCGGGCGCGUGGUGCCCACGCUUCGGCUGGGCCAAGCGCGGAGCCUGGCGGCGCCGGUGGCGGUGCCGCGGCCGGUGGGGACGGCGAUCUCGCCGCGGGUGGAGGGCCGCCAGCUUCUGAGUGCCUCGGCAGCCACCCUACACCGCUGCGCCUCGCCUACGCUGAUCCGCACGCACCGGCCGGGGCUCAGUGCCGCGGCACCGGUGCAUGUCGGGGAGGCUCAGGAACGGAAGCGAUCAGUGGGGGUGCCGAGGAGCGGCCAGAAGCCCACGACGUUGGAGUUCCUGGGCCUGGCAGGGAACUUUGGACAUCUGAACUUGAAGGAUCCCUUCGAUGUGAAGAAGAGGGGCUCCAGCUAUGCGACGGAGGUACGGGCUGGCAUCACCACGUUCCUAGCCAUGGCCUACAUUCUUCCAGUGAACAGUGGGAUGUUGAGCCUAGUGAUUCCAGACAAGAGGGAGCAGCUAGUGUGCGCCACAGCCAUUGCGGCCUUCUGCGGCUGCUGGCUCAUGGGGAUCUUGUCCAACUACCCCUUCAUGCUGGCGCCUGGCAUGGGGACGAACGCCUUCUUCACCUUCACCAUCUGCCUCGGCCGAGGUUUGCCGUACCAGGCGGCUUUUGCAGCGGUCUUCAUGGCCGGAUGCAUCUUCAUCCUGCUGAGCAUCACUGGUUUGCGCACGCUUAUGAUCCGGCUCUUCCCAGAAGGUAUCAAGGAGAGUAUCGGUGCCGGCGUCGGGCUGUUCCUGUGCUUCAUUGCCUUCCAGAGCUCUGAAGGGAUGGGACUCUCUGUAGCAGACCCCGCCACGCUGGUGACCUUGAACUCCUUGUCGUUGAACAACUACGACGCUUACAAGCUUUGGCUGAGCCUGGCGGUGCUGGGUCUCACCGCCACGCUCUUUGCCGCCAAGGUGCCCGGAGCGCCCUUGAUUGGCAUCAUCUUCGGCACCGCCGUCUGUUGGAUCGAGGGCUUCGCGCGUGGACGCGAGCACUCGGUCUUCGGCUACCCCUUUGGCAUCAAGGGCAACCACACAGACAAGGACUUCCACAUCUACGUGCCCAGUAGCCUGGUGGCGCAGCCGUCGCUGGAGGGGCUCAGCGGCGCCCUCUGGGACGGCUUCGGCGCGGCGGUGCACGCCGACACGGCGGCCACCUUUUGGACGGCCGUGGGCACGUUUUGCUACACCGACCUCUUGGAUUCGUCCGGCACCUUCUUUGCCGUCGCCAAGGUCGCGGGGCUGACGGAUCGGCGUGGCAACCUGCCGCUGGCGCGGCAGAACAUGGCGUACCUCGCGGACGCCCUCGCCGCGCUGCUGGGCUCGAUGCUGGGCGUCUCCACGGUGGCCACCUUCGCGGAGUCCACGGCAGGCGUUGCGGACGGAGCAAAGACAGGGCUGGCAUCCUUGGUCACCGGGCUGUGCUUCCUGCUGGCCAUCCCCAUCGCCCCGGUCGUGUCAGCAGUGCCCCCCCUGGCGUCUGGGCCCAUCUUGUGCCUGCUGGGCGCACUGAUGUGCAGCUCUGUGCGAGGGAUUGACUGGGAUGAUUUCCAGGAAUCGAUGCCUGCCUUUGUGGCAAUGGUCACGAUGCCCUACACCUUCAGCAUCGGCUAUGGCAUCAUCGGUGGUUUAGUCUUGUGGAUCGCCAUCCAAGUGCUCUUGAUCCCUGUCCGCCUCUCGCGGAAGGAGGACCCCUGGGUCCGGUUCAGGGCCCUGUGGGCGGGCGUUUUUGUGGAGGGUGACGACGAGCCGAGCCUCAGUGAAAUGGACACCGAUGUGGGCAGCUCCUCCGACUCCCUCGCCACCCAGGCACCAAACCGAAAGCUCUUGGGUUUCAAAGCAGAAGGCACCCGGAGGUCGCCAGGCGCAUGGGGCGCUUUUGGAGUCCCAGCCGUGGAUGUCCCGGCGAACGUGGCGCGGCCAAGCACCAUGGUCUCCCAGGUGCCUCCGCCGGUGCCAGCGCCGGCCCGCAUGGCGUGCUUCGCGCCGCCGUUGCGACGAGGCAGCCUGCAAAGCUCUCCGCGGCUCGGGGUUCAGAGCCUGGCCGCUGUGGGUCUGGCGCAGGGUUGA
Messenger RNA from Durusdinium trenchii, 5549 nucleotides. The record is from the annotation of a GenBank genome assembly. NCBI's taxonomy places the organism in Eukaryota, Dinophyceae, Suessiales, Symbiodiniaceae.